Lasiosphaeria miniovina is the source of this 1074-nucleotide messenger RNA. RefSeq lists its product as uncharacterized. Bases 77 to 835 code for a protein of 252 amino acids. The record is from RefSeq and is a predicted model, not a curated record. The transcript has a single exon. NCBI's taxonomy places the organism in Eukaryota, Fungi, Ascomycota, Sordariomycetes, Sordariales, Lasiosphaeriaceae.
CCCCAAAACACCACCGCCGUCACGAGAAAACCGGCGGCACAACAACCCACGCAAUCACAUCGACCCCGUCCCAGCCAUGGCGCCCCUGAUCGACACGUUCGUGUCCGCCAGCACGUACAACGCGCUACCUCUCGUCGGCGCCGCUUCCCAGGUUCGCCGCGACUACUGGCACGAUCUCCGCAACCUGGGCGAGCUCCUAUACAACCACGGCAUUACCAAGGACCUCUUUUGCAUCCACGUGAUCCACAAGCAUGGCGACGUUGCCUACGACGGCGAGGUCAUGGUGCUUGACAAGGUCGAUGCGCACCCUGGCCGCGACGGCGACGGCAGCGGGGGCGGAACAACAGCCCAGAAAAUGGCCAUGAAGCCGGUCGCGAUAGCAGCGGCGAGCAGCACAACAGCGACCACAACAAGCAGCUUGCAAAGACAGCAACUCCGCGGGAUCCACUACUUCGUCAACAGCGAAGCUCGUCUCCAGGCCUACGAGUAUGCCGCCGCUGAUGCUGAUGAUGAUGGCGGCGGCGCACUCGACAUGUCCGGCUACGCGAACUUCCUGAGCGAGUUCUGCCGCGUAGUCUCUGAGCACAGCCUGCAGCACAAGUUCGGCCUCAGGUUGGAGGAUCCCAAGCCCAAGACGACCGAUGACGGUGACGAGACGGAUACUGCCGCUGGGCAGAUCGAGUUCGAGUGCGGGCUCUGCUCAACCUUCCGCCGCUCGGGCUACUACGACGACAGCAGCCAGGAGAUGGACGACUUGUCCUUGGGCAGGCAUUCUUCCGGCGGCGGCAGUUCAAGGUUCGGUCUCGGCACUGGCAUGGUGUCGAUCUUUGGGUGAGAACGUGAGACACUUGAGGGUAGACGUCUCGCCAAGUCUUUGGUGCUCGAUAGAGGGGAAAAAAAAAGGGGGUAAAGGAUACGUUGCGGCUCCCGUUAGAUAAACAGGUGGAUGGCUCACUGGUGCAAGCUCUCGCGAAGUUUUAAAAAAUCCCCAGGUGCAGAUUCAAGACGGGCACCAAAGUUUCUUGUUUUCGUGACGUAACAAAGUGUAUUCGCAACCCCCAUGGGCCGUUAUCC